ACUUUUUAUCUACUUUUACAGAUUCAAUUUAGUCCUUGUGCCCAAUAUGUCACCAAUCCAAAGGUGACAGCUGGCAGCAUGCAGUUAACCUGGCAGGCCCGUGGAGGCCCUGGACGUCAGCACAAUGUGCUCAUGGAAUUGCAGCUGAACAAGGUUAAGUUCAGGCAUGAGGUAUAUCCUGAUAAUGCCAAAGAGGCUUCUCGACAGAUUCUUUUGGUCAGUGAUGUGGAGGUUAGGGACCGACUUGCCUCAUCACAGUUCAACAAAUUUCUUUACCAACAUUCGAGUGAAUCCAGACCCAAACAGUCACAUGCAAAUAUGAUUAGAAUCGUGGCUGUGCAUGUACGCCCAGACCCCAAGUUGACUGUUCAAGAAUGUAGUCUCAAAGUAACAUUGCUUCCCUUAAGGCUCAACAUAGAUCAAGAUUCCCUUCUGUUCUUGUUUGGUUUUUUCACUGACAUGUCCAGACUAAAGAAGAGUAAAGAAGAUGGUACUGUCCAGUGUUACACUCCACGUCACAACACGCCAACACACCAGGCACCUGUUAUGACAGUGAAUGUUGCUGGAGGGUCUAGGACACCUUCCCCCGAGCCUCCAACUUUUCUCAUUCAGUUGGAAGAAGACGCUAACAAACAGGAUUCAGAUCGUGUGAGUGCGCUGCCAUCAGCAAACCAACAACUGAAUGACAGACCUCCAACACCUCCAAUAUUCUUCAGGAGCUUUUAUUUUUCUCGGGAAGUUCCCAUUCGACUAGACUAUCAAGGCAAACGAGUGGAUAUGACUCAUGGUCCAUUGGCUGGCCUGCUAAUGGGACUUGGACAGCUGAACAGUUCUGAACUAAGACUGAAAUGUAUCAGCUACAGACAUGGAUUGCUUGGCUUUGACAAGUUGGUAACUUUCGUCUUAAAUGAGUGGCUACAAGAUAUCAAAAAGAAUCAGUUACCAAGCCUGCUGGGUGGAGUUGGGCCAAUGCAUGCUUUGGUGCAGCUAUUCCAAGGGAUCCGAGACUUGUUCUGGCUUCCCAUUGAACAGUACCAGAAGGACGGGCGAAUUGUACGGGGUUUGCAGCGUGGUGCCAACUCGUUCACUACGUCCACAGCCAUGGCAGCACUUGAAUUGACCAACAGGCUAGUCCAGGCCAUACAGAGUACUGCAGAAAUGGCAUAUGAUAUGGUAUCACCUGGUCCAAGUGUUCGGCGGAGAGUACCUGGUCCAAAAGGGAAACGGCGACGUUACAAUCAGCCUGCGGAUAUCAGAGAAGGCAUGGCAAAUGCCUACAUGCUAGUCAAGGAGGGAAUCGGCGAAACAGCUCAGACCUUAGUGCGUGUAGCAAGUGAAGAGCACGAGCAAAAAGGAAUGUCUGGAGCUGUAGGGGGUGUGUUGCGUCAGAUUCCACCCACAGUGGUAAAACCCAUUAUCCUAGCAACAGAAGCAACAUCAAAUGUGCUCGGUGGAAUGAAAAGUCAGUUAGUACCUGAUGCGAGACGAGAAGCCGUUGAGAAAUGGAGGAGUGAAGAUUAGCGACUCAAAAAGUGAUAUGCUGUUGGAGUAGAGAGAUGAUUGGGAUAAAUACAGGGCUAGUCUAUAUGAUGUUCCCAAUUUGAAAGACGUGCUACUCACGUUUAACCUGUUGA
Messenger RNA from Zootermopsis nevadensis, 1634 nucleotides. Lineage: Eukaryota; Metazoa; Arthropoda; Insecta; Blattodea; Termopsidae. The record is from RefSeq and is a predicted model, not a curated record.